Molecule: messenger RNA, 2314 nt
Organism: Hippoglossus stenolepis (Pacific halibut)
Lineage: Eukaryota; Metazoa; Chordata; Actinopteri; Pleuronectiformes; Pleuronectidae
Gene: b3gnt7
Product: UDP-GlcNAc:betaGal beta-1,3-N-acetylglucosaminyltransferase 7
Exons: 2
Coding region: 265-1497 (410 amino acids)
Cellular component (GO): membrane
Molecular function (GO): hexosyltransferase activity
Source: RefSeq, a predicted model, not a curated record
GUGAGUUCAGUGCUGAGAAGCUCACAUUUGCGUCACACCCCUAUAGACACACACACACUCACACACACACCGUCAACACCUUGUUUCGAUGGAAAGGAUUAUUUGUAUAAUUUUGUCCAGAAGCAGAAGAAACAAGAAGUGAAGGGUCUUUUUUUCCACUUUGUCACUUUUCUCUCGAUCCUCUUCAGAAGACUGCGAUAUUUACUGAUUGAUUGAUUUGUUGGUUUAUCGCCUGAGAGCGGGAUCGUCGGAGGAAAAGAGAAAAUGUUCAAGAACAGGGAUCGCUGGAGGGUCUACAAGAAGGUGAGCCUCGUGUUUUUCCUGGCUGCGGUGGCGCUGACUGUUGUCCAGAGGGGGAGCAUCAACAUCAGGGCUCCCUUCGAACUCCAGAGGCAGGCUCGCAUGGAGGGAGGGGAGCCUGACCCUGCACUGGAAGAGAAGAUGGACUCGUCCCUGGGGAUGAAAAGCUUCUGGAAAGCUGCUAAACGCCAGCCACAGCCCAAAGCCCGCAGGACCACACGGGUCCCCACAAUCCCUGCAACCUGGGAUAUAACCAGCUCCAACUGUAGCGCCAACCUCAACCUCUCCAGCCAGGACUGGUUCAGGAGCCUGGAGGACAAUUUCCAGCAGUUCAUGCUUUAUCGACACUGCCGUUACUUCCCAAUGGUCCACAACCACCCAGAGAAGUGUAAAGGGGAGAUUUAUUUGCUCAUGGUAAUAAAAUCAGUGGCCACCCAGCAUGACCGCAGGGAGGUCAUCCGAAAAACCUGGGGCAAACAGCAGGUGGUGGAUGGCAAGAGGAUAAAGACCCUCUUCCUUCUUGGUAAACCCUCCAAUGAGGCAGAGCGGGUGAACCAUCAGAAGCUUGUGGAGUAUGAGAACCACAUCUAUGGGGAUAUCCUCCAGUGGGAUUUCCUGGAUAGCUUCUUCAACCUCACACUGAAAGAGACUCACUUCCUCAAGUGGUUCCACACUUACUGUCCCGGUGUGCGCUACGUCUUUAAAGGGGAUGACGAUGUGUUUGUCAGCCUGGACAACAUCAUCGAGUACCUGGAAAGCAGCGACCAUGAUAGGGACCUAUUUGUGGGGCAUGUGAUUAUAAAUGCUAAGCCCAUACGUAAAAAAGACAGCAAAUACUACAUACCCCAGGCUCUGUAUAAUAAGACACUAUACCCUCCAUAUGCAGGUGGAGGAGGUUUUCUGAUGGAUGGGAGCCUGGCGAGGAGGCUUUACUCGGUCGCGGAAACCCUGGAGCUAUACCCCAUCGACGAUGUCUUUUUGGGCAUGUGUCUGGAGGUGCUUCGGGUCACUCUCAUAAACCACAGUGCCUUUAAGACUUUCGGCUUGGUGAGAAAUAAGAGCAGUAAAAUGAACCGAGAACCCUGUUUCUUUAAGAGCAUGAUUGUGGUGCACAAACUGCUCCCAUCAGACCUCAUGCACAUGUGGAAACUGGUGAACAGUGACCUGGUCUGCUCACAGAAGGUGAAGAUCCUAUAGCUGAACGAGAACACCAGGUAAGGACAGCACAGGCAAUGCUGAGCUACACCUGGGUGGAAACCAAAGGGAAGUACGGUGGAGUGCUUGAGGUAAACUUCCCAGUAAACUUUGUGUGGAGAGGGACCAGUAAAAUAUUAGAUUUUCCUGUUUCCGGGCAGUAAUGACAUUUUUUGGAUGAUCUCCCUUAAAAGUCAAGUAAAUUAUAGAUUUUUUUUUAAAGACUGACCUAGAAUUGUGUAUUUAUAUUGGUAUUUUAAAAAACGGUCACUGUCCGAAUGGACAUUCAGACUAUUCUCCCUACCUCUGGGAUUUUGGUCCAAAAACUUGUAAUUUCAUCUUUGGUGUCCUUUUUUAUUGAAAUAACCAUUAUAGCAUUAUCUGCAAAUACAUUACAUGUUCUUACUGAACAUUUUUAAUCAGUUUUCAUAUGGCCCUUCGCUCAAUUGUUUGGUAUGUGACUGUCCUGAUCUGGACUUCUUCUACUCCUAAAGGCUUCUACUGGAAAUGUGUAAACGUGUUACAUGUAUGCUGUCUGUGCAUUUGAAUGUGCUGAUAUACUUGACAUGGAGUCUUUAGGGGUUUUGCAAUGACACUGUGAACUAAAACUAUUGCUGGUACGAGCAUAUGACAUGUUAAUUUAAUCAGCCCCCCCCCCAGUAAAAAGGGGGCAUGCGUGGAGGUUUCUUAUGUUUAAUUUAAAAGCAUAUUAAUUAUUAUUGUAGUGGGGGAUGAUUAUGUCUGGGUGAUGUAAAUAUGUGUAAAAAACAAUCUAAAUGUAUAGAGAAUGUCACUUGUAAAUAAACAACUUGACAAACUG